AUGGUGUUGACGUGUUCUAUGACCAGCCUUUCAAAGCACUUCAUGGCUACUGACGAGAGAGAUGUGACAAUCGUGGAUCCUCUGGGGGUUCUCAACAACCUCAUGAUGCUGACGAGGCAGAUGAGUCUAUCCACUUCGAAACACCAGCAGAGACCCACAGGGAAGAAAUCUCAUUGCUGCUCUGACUGUGGCAAAGGUUGCAAAUCUUCAUCAGAACUUAAAAUACACCAGAGAACACACACAGGAGAUAAACCUUAUAGCUGUGGUCAAUGUGGGAUGAGUUUUACCACAUCUAGCGGUCUGACAUUACACCAGAGAACACACACAGGAGAGAAUCUUAAUAGCUGUGGUCAAUGUGGGAGGACUUUCACUACAUCUAGCGGUCUGACAGUACACCAGAGAACACACACAGGAGAAAAACCUUAUAGCUGUGAUCAAUGUGGGAGGAGUUUUGUUCAAUCUAGCCAUCUGACUUCACACCAGAGAACACACACGGGAGAGAAACCUUAUAGCUGUGAUCAAUGUGGGAAGAGAUACAAAUCUUCAUCAGAACUUAAAAUACACCAGAGAACACACACAGGAGAGAAAUCUUAUAGCUGUGAUCAAUGUGGGAGGAGUUUUGUUCAAUCUAGCCAUCUGACUGAACACCACAGAACACACACAGGAGAGAAACCUUAUAGCUGUGAUCAAUGUGGGAGGAGUUUUACUACAUCUAGCGUUCUGACAGUACACCAGAGAACACACACAGGAGAGAAG
Molecule: messenger RNA, 756 nt
Organism: Oncorhynchus masou masou (cherry salmon)
Lineage: Eukaryota; Metazoa; Chordata; Actinopteri; Salmoniformes; Salmonidae
Product: gastrula zinc finger protein XlCGF17.1-like
Exons: 3
Biological process (GO): regulation of transcription by RNA polymerase II
Cellular component (GO): nucleoplasm
Molecular function (GO): RNA polymerase II cis-regulatory region sequence-specific DNA binding; DNA-binding transcription repressor activity, RNA polymerase II-specific
Source: RefSeq, a predicted model, not a curated record